Molecule: messenger RNA, 1833 nt
Organism: Rhodotorula toruloides NP11
Lineage: Eukaryota; Fungi; Basidiomycota; Microbotryomycetes; Sporidiobolales; Sporidiobolaceae
Product: calcium channel subunit Mid1
Exons: 3
Coding region: 1-1833 (610 amino acids)
Biological process (GO): calcium ion import across plasma membrane
Molecular function (GO): calcium channel activity
Source: RefSeq, a predicted model, not a curated record
AUGCUCUCGCGGAUACGCAGGCCGACCAACUACCGCCGGCGUCCACCACGACUCUCGGGCUUCCCGCUCAUCUCCCUCCUCACUUCGCUCGUCUUGCUCGGCCUCUCAUCGACGCAGGCAGCCGCACAAAGCGUGACGACCCUCACCGACCCCUCCACGACCACGAUCACCCUCGACCCAGCCGGUUCAGCAACCUACUUCCUCCCCUCUUCGUCCUCGCCCAAUCCACCCAUCUACAUCUCCCUCUCACUCUGCUCUAUCCCUUCCUCCCUCGCACAAAACACCUCCUUCCUCCUCCCCCCCGUACUCGACACACUCCUCUACGUCUCCUCCACUCCCAAUAUCCAACCUCACCCCUCGAACGCUUCGACUCCAGACGAUGUCUUCAAUCGCGGCGAGUCGCUCGCUACGAGUAAGCUGGAGUAUGGGUAUGCGAAUGUUACGCUGGAGGUGAACGAGGGAGGAGGAGGGAUCUAUGUUGCGGUUUUCGCGCCUGACCUGUCCAGAGUCCUCGACCCCGACUCGCCUGUAAACGGACAGUGGCAAUUCGAGUUGGAUGUCAGCUCCGGGACGGCGGAUCCGCCUUACGUUGCGCGCGGGCGGGCGGGUCUGAGAACGGAGGACACGGAUCUGAGUUCCGUCCUUCUUUCAACCGCGAAAUGGACGGGCAAUCAAGCGCCGUCUUAUCAAGCCAUCGUCGCGCCGACCAACAGCCUCUCACUCGCAUUGUCGAGGUCCAAGUGCUUCGUGCGGAGUAUGGCAGGCCAGUCGGUCGCGACGGCGUCGAACACCAAUACGAGCACGACGACGAGGGGUUGGCCUGCGGGCGGGACGAGGACGCAGUUUUUGGUGGACGGGCUCGACAGGGGUGCGAAUUAUACGGCUUGGUUGGUGGAGAACGGGACGAUGGCGGAUGGAGGAGGGGCGAAUCAGACGCGUGUGUGGGACCCGGUGUUCUUCGCAACCAAGAGUACCGACUCGUGUCGACUUGUCUACGACAUCGAUGUCUGUCCCUCGGUCGCCUACUCCGUCCCCGCUCCCGCCUCGCUCGACACCCCAUCCCUCAUCUCCUUCUUCAACUCGUCCAUCUCGGCCUUCUUGGCCAACUUCACUCGUACCAUGACGACCUUCCCCUGCGGCUCGGACGAGAUGGGCCGGUACUCGGUCGUUUCAACCUGCCAAGACUGCAUCAACGCUUACCGCGACUACAUUUGCGCGAUGACGAUGCCGCGGUGUACGGAUGCGCCGUCGAAUGCGACUCUGAACGACACGACUCUCGCAGCGGGCGACUCUCUCCCCUCUUACGCCAUCCCCGCGCAAUACGAAACCUCGCUCAUCCGCACCGACCCCUUCGCCUCCCGCACGCCACUCUUCGGCCCCUCCAAUCUCUCCACCACCUUCCCAACCCUCUUCAACUCGACCUACCGCCCCACACGCUCCAACCUCCUCGCCCAGUCCCCCUUCCCUUAUACCGAAACCCCACCCUGCCUCGAUAUCUGCUACCUAGUCGAAGCGCGCUGUCCGCCUUUCCUGGGGUGGACGUGUCCGAAGAAUAGCGAUGGGUCGCCGAGUGGGGGGACGGGGUCGGCGGCGUAUGGAGUCACGGUGGAUGUGCCGAGUUCGCAGAGGUUGGGAGGGGAUGUCAAGGGGAGUGACCUGCAUAAACGCGCGGCGGAUCGGUGGGGGAACGUCUACUGCAACGCCCUGUACUCCGACCUCGCGAUGGCCGCUCAGUUCGCUCCUCCGUCCAGCACCGCGUCUCUCUCGAUGAGCAUCCCUCGCAUCGCGCUGGUAUCCCUUGUUGUAGCAGUAGCAUUCAUGUUGUGCUCGUAG